Molecule: messenger RNA, 474 nt
Organism: Morchella sextelata
Lineage: Eukaryota; Fungi; Ascomycota; Pezizomycetes; Pezizales; Morchellaceae
Exons: 1
Coding region: 1-474 (157 amino acids)
Source: RefSeq, a predicted model, not a curated record
AUGGAACCUCCUCCAGGUCGCUACAGUGUUCCGCCCAAGAAGGGUUCGUCAAGCUCCGGCCCACCAUCUUCUGUCGAUGCAGCAUUACAGAAACCAACAAUCCCAAAAUCGAGACGUUUGAGCAAAGAGCAGAGGAAGAAUCGCUACGAUCGCAUAGAAACGUUAACGAAGGAAUUGAAGCACGCGCUUAAGGAUGAGAUGACACGAAGGAAGGACUCAUGGGAUGUGGAGGGAGACAGGGAGGAAGAAGAGCAGUGGGAAAGUCGGAAACAAGAAAUAUAUGAUGGGCUUUCAGAGUUGACAGGAGAGAUAAAAAGGGCUCUUAGAGACAGAAACAAGGAGGCAGUUUUGGAAAUGUGGGGGAAAGAAAUGGAGGGAAGACGGGUACAAAGAAGCAGUGGAUCAAAAAGAGACGGGGACUGGGAUGGAAACGGCGAGGAUGGGGGGAAAAGCGUAGCGGGAGGAGAUGGAUGA